Messenger RNA from Belonocnema kinseyi, 509 nucleotides. RefSeq lists its product as uncharacterized. The record is from RefSeq and is a predicted model, not a curated record. The transcript has 3 exons. The coding region runs from base 74 to 412 and encodes 112 amino acids. NCBI's taxonomy places the organism in Eukaryota, Metazoa, Arthropoda, Insecta, Hymenoptera, Cynipidae.
AGAAAUUUCAAGACGAUAAAAAAUUAAAUUCGAUAUAAAGAAUAAUCAUAGAAAUAAAUAUUUAAAAAAAGAAAUGACGAAAGAACAAUUUUUACUAAAAGGUGGCGGAUUUUAUUACAUCACACACAAAAGUUAUAUCGUGUACGAUUUAAAACUGUCGGAAUUGCUAAAAGGAAGUAUAGUGAUGUUUCUUUGGCCCGAAAGAGCUCUCCAUAGGAAACCGUACACUGGUGAAAUAAUAGAAUGCUCAAAAGUGGAGUCAGUCCUGAACAAUAUGUUGGAUGAAUUAAAAAAUGCAAAGGGAAAUCAAUUGGCUUCAAGAACGAACAUUAAGAGCAAUGUCGACCAAACAGAAUGUAGAAAAACUCCUAAGAAAAGAGGCAAAUCUUAUUUCUUCAAAGGAGCUUCUUAAAGAUUUAGAGGAAAUGCGUUACAACCUAGCAUAUGAAUGCUCUCAACCCUUUAUUUUAAAGAAAAUGGAUAUUGCAUUGGUGAUAGCUCGCAAUUUU